AUGGUCCGCAAAAGCGCUAUUCAACGGCAACGUGAUGAUGUUCGCGUCGAGAUCGAAGAAACGGAGAGGGAUAUUCAAGAACUUUUAUCGCUCAACCAAUCCAUUCUGCUGGAGAUUGAUACGGAGAUGGAGUCCGACUUGUUGACGUCGGACGCGAUGGAGACGGACUCCGACGCGUCGUUGCCUCCAGCCUCUUUCUCACCUUCGGAAGACCCAGUGCCAUCCGCCAAUGUUACCAAAGGCACAGCUAAUCGAUCCUCUAUCCCGGAAACUCCACUCGUUGAUUCUUGGCUUUCCCAAUUCUGGCCCGAAUCGUCCGAAGUGUCCGACGACCGGUCUGACGUUCUUGACAGGCUGAGGACGCUCCGCACCGAUCACUUUCACAUGAACUACCGCUUAAUACAGGCUCUUGGGGACCACCUAGAGAUGUUGCUCCGCAAAGAAGAAGAACUCGCGGGACAACGCUACGCGAAUCGGGCAAAGAAAUACGCCGGCAGAGGACCCGGCCACGGGCUGAUGAGGUGUUUGGACAGUGUGGAUCGCAAUCGCGACCAAGACCUUUUCUUGACCGAUAUUCGCAUGAGCAAGAAGGCAUUCGACGAGUUGCACAAAGCUGUGAGUUCAUUAUGACCGUGUGGCAUCGCGCAGGUGCCUUAGUCUGUGGUGGCCUGAACAUCUUCUUGCCCAUGCGCCGUCAGGUGAAAGGACACGACGUGUUCAAGUCUCGAGGCAAAAAACCUCAGACGUCGCCAAGAAUCCAACUCGCCGUCGCGUUGUGGCGCUUUGGUGGCUACGGGAACCGGGCCUCGGCAAAGGAGGCCGUCCAGUGGUCCGGUUACAGCAUUGGAUCAGUGCUAAAAUUUACCGAUCGUGUCAUCGUAGCGCUCAACGAGCCGAUUGGGGGGCCCAUGCGUACUAGGCGCGGGACUACUAAGCGUGCUCGAGAUGAUGACUACUCGGACCUACGACCUCGGCACUCUCAACAAACGCCAGCCACCCAAUCUCGCUCCCAGUGGAGUGAACCCGUUCAAAUUCAAGGCGAUUAUAUGCUUGCGAAAUCUCGCAUCGCCGAAGCGCGGGCUGCUCGCGACGCCGAACGGAGGGCGAUUCGGGACCGCGCCCAAGCAGCAAAGGACGAAGAGGCCAGGCGAUCGGCUCGCGAUAAGCGGCACAUCACACGGACCACGUUCUAUUUCGAAAACGUGUGUAACUGGCCCGAGGAACGGCAGGCACAGUUCCGCUUAUAUACGGACGUUGACCGGUUCUUAGGCGGUGAGGAGGAUUAUCAAAUUGCAAGAGCACAGGAGUGA
Microbotryum saponariae is the source of this 1310-nucleotide messenger RNA. The record is from the annotation of a GenBank genome assembly. Lineage: Eukaryota; Fungi; Basidiomycota; Microbotryomycetes; Microbotryales; Microbotryaceae.